GUCGGUCAUUGACUGCGGCAUCUCACAACGUGGGCGUGUUCAUUAUUUACGUGGAAGGCGUAGAAGCUCACAUGGGUUCUGCUGUUGUUUGAUGCUCCUUCGCCAUCGUUGGCAUAAAUAAAACCCAACGAGCUCUCCUUCAUUUACAUCAAUCUACCGACCCUAUUCCUCCGCCUCUGCUUGAUUUCUCCUCCAUCGCAGCCUGUGCGACCUCGAUAGAUCUCAGGGUUCGCGUCUGAUAUGGCUUCCUCCAAGGCCACCGCAUCCAUCCAUGACUUCACCGUCAAGGAUGCCAGGGGAAAUGAUGUGGAUCUUGGCACUUACAAGGGGAAAGCAUUGCUGAUUGUCAACGUUGCAUCACAAUGUGGGUUGACUAAUUCGAACUACACUGAGCUGAGUCAGCUGUAUGAGAAGUACAAGAACAAUGAUUUUGAGAUUCUGGCAUUUCCAUGCAAUCAAUUUGCGGGACAAGAACCAGGAAACAAUGAAGAGAUUGUUGAGUUUGCUUGCACUCGAUUCAAAGCUGAAUACCCGAUAUUUGAUAAGGUUGAUGUGAAUGGUUCAAACGCUGCACCCUUGUACAAGUUCAAGUCCAGCAAAGGUGGCCUUUUUGGGGAUGGCAUCAAGUGGAACUUCACCAAGUUCUUGGUGGACAAGGAUGGGCACGUGAUUGAUCGCUAUGCCCCAACCACAUCCCCGCUUAGCAUUGAGAAGGAUAUCAAAAAGGUUUUGGGGAUUGCCUAAAUUUCACAUGCUUGUGAAUUCGGCACCAAAUAAAUGAUGGUAUGAAUAAUGUGCUGCUCUAUGCAAGAUUCUGGUUGCAUGAAGGAUCUUACCAAUUGCACAAGAGACUAUUAUAUCAGGUUCAUUUGGUUGACAGCUUUAUCUUGGUAUAUUGGCAGAUGUAUUCAUUAUAAAGAUAAGAGAUUUCUCAUAUAAAUCCUCUGUAGGUUUUUAUGACUCUUACAUUUAUCCUAUGGAUCUUUUGGUCAUAA
Molecule: messenger RNA, 995 nt
Organism: Musa acuminata AAA Group (dessert banana)
Lineage: Eukaryota; Viridiplantae; Streptophyta; Magnoliopsida; Zingiberales; Musaceae
Product: probable phospholipid hydroperoxide glutathione peroxidase 6, mitochondrial
Exons: 6
Coding region: 241-744 (167 amino acids)
Biological process (GO): response to oxidative stress
Cellular component (GO): cytosol
Molecular function (GO): glutathione peroxidase activity
Source: RefSeq, a predicted model, not a curated record